Messenger RNA from Hypomesus transpacificus, 4152 nucleotides. Its product is annotated as zinc finger protein 436-like. Lineage: Eukaryota; Metazoa; Chordata; Actinopteri; Osmeriformes; Osmeridae. The record is from RefSeq and is a predicted model, not a curated record.
CCGCUCAGCCACCUGACUCCAUUCAACACAUUAUUAUUAUACAAUACAUUAUUAUUAUACAAUAAGAAACAUUACAUUCAAGAUAGCACAAGAUAUAAUAUACAUCGAACCAGAUAGCUAAUGUUAAGUAAGACGUAUUUGACCGUUUAAAUUUAUAUACGCAAUGUAAUGUUUGUGAUGUAGAUGGCCAAAUAAUCAUUAAUAUUGUAUUAAUUGUGAAAUAAUGUUCUGGAUAAAGUUAUUAUAGUAACUUGCGCUAGCACUGCAGCUGUCAGGCUAUAGCGAACUCAGUGAAUAUACCGUCAACGUAACUUCAGUAAAGAAAAUACAUUCCAACAACGUUUACUUAAGAUAGUGUGUUCAAAUAUUCUUAAUUGUCUGUUCUGAUGACGUUGUUACCAUUUUUCUUCCAGAAGAAAUAGAUGCCUGAGUGGAAGAUGGCACUAGUACAGUACGAUUCAGAUAGCGAGGGGCUCAGAUGGCACUAGUACAGUACGAUUCAGAUAGCGAGGGGCUCAGAGUCUUUUUAUGCAACUACAUUUUGAAGGAACUUCUAAAUCUCCUGCCGCUGACGAAACAAAUCCUAGAGGAAACAGUACUGUCCCUACAGAGGUUGCAUCUAACUGUUGUCUUGCCUCUUCCCCCAGAAGUGCAGCAGCUCUCUCUCCCGGAGCCCCCACAGAUUAAAGAGGAACAGGAGCUGUGGACCAGUCAGGAGGAAGAGCAGCUCCAAGGACUGAAGUCUGAAACUACAGACUCCAUGUUCACCAGGGACUCCAACUUGCAUAUCAGAGCAUUUCUCAGUGAGAGAUUAACAACAGCAGCUUCAGAGAUUUUCGGGGCCAUUGAAAUAACAUUUGCUGAGUACCAAGAAGAAAUCUCUCGUUCUGAGGAGGAGAGGAAGCGGAUACAGCGGCUGUUUGACGUUGUUGCUCAACCUGAGAUCAAGCUACACCGAACAGAUGUGCAGCAGCUCUCUCUCCCGGAGCCCCCACAGAUUAAAGAGGAACAGGAGCUGUGGACCAGUCAGGAGGAAUACCAGCACCAAGGACUGAAGUCUGAAACUACAGACUCCAUAUUCACUUCCCUCAGUGUGAAACAGGACUCUAAUCAAGAGGGCUCCUCUGAAUGUUCACAUCUUGACCAAGCUGUCCAAAUGGACAACAGAGAAGGAGACUCUCUACCCACCAACACAACUGAGGUGCAACUUUUACUAGAAACAGUCAAAUCAAGCAGAAAAAGAAAGAACAAGGCUCUUCCCAUGGAAGGUACGCCACAGGGCAGUCACACAGGAGAGAAACCUUAUCAGUGUCCACAUUGUAGCAAACGUUUUGCUAAAAAGGGUGGUCUGGUUGAACACAUAAGGACACACACAGGAGAAAAACCUUACCAGUGUCCACAUUGUAGCAAACGUUUUGCUAAAAAGGGUGGUCUGGUUGAACACAUAAGGACACACACAGGAGAGAAACCAUAUCAAUGUUAUGAAUGUAAGAAAAUAUUUUGUGCAAACUCACAAUUGGUUAAACACAUGAGGACUCACACAGGAGAGAAACCUUAUCAGUGUCUAGAAUGUAAGAAGAGCUUUACUUUGAAGCAAACUUUGCUUAAUCAUAUGUUAAUACACACAGGAGAGAAACCAUAUCAGUGUCAAGAAUGUGACAACACUUUUAAUAAGAAAUCUACGCUGGUUGGACACAUGAGGACACACACAGGAGAAAAACCUUACCAGUGUUCACAUUGUAGCAAACGUUUUGCCAAAAAGGGAGGUCUGGUUGAACACAUAAGGACACACACAGGAGAGAAACCAUAUCAAUGUUAUGAAUGUAGCAAUGCUUUUAGUCAGAAAGCUACUUUGGUUGUUCAUAUGAGGACUCACACAGGAAAUAAACCAUGUCAGUGUCAAGAAUGUAACAAAACAUUUACUCAAAGUGGGCAUCUGGUUAGACACAUGAGGACACACACAGGAGAAAAACCAUAUCAGUGUCAGGAAUGUGACAAAGCAUUUACUGAACGAGGUAAUCUGGUUAAACACACGAGGACACACACAGGAGAAAAACCUUUUCAGUGUCAGGAAUGUAGCAAAAGAUUUUACCAAAAGUUACAUUUGGUUGAACAUAUAAGACACACGGGAGAGAAACCAUAUCAGUGUCAUGAUUGUAUCAAAAGAUUUUGCUCAAGCUCACAAUUGUUUAAGCACAUGAGGACACACAGGAGAGAAACCUCAACAUUGUCAACAAUUUAUCGAACUCCGUGAUCACAAGUGUAAUCUCAUUUCGACCGAGAAUAUUACACAACCAUAGCUGAAACUGAAGUUAUUCAGACUAUGAAAGCUUCAAGAUGUUAAGUGUUGGGGACUCCUCACUCUCCUAGAUUCAAGUCAUGUGGAAAAAGCAUGGAUUUGGGAAACAAGCUACAACUUUAGUUUUAGGUGUUUGGGCAUGUUUGGGUUGCAAAUAAACCUGUGAACAUUAUUUCAAGACUCAAGUCAAUAUAUUCACUCUACCUAAUUCAUAUUAAUUAGGAAUUCCCUUGACAAGUUGAAUCAUGUAUGUGUAGGAUCAAAUCGGCCAUCAUUAUUAAUACAUAAACAUUAGUUCAUAUAUUAUACAUAAAUAUAUUUUCAAGUUAAUUAUAAACGCAUUUACCAGUGUGUAUGUAUGCCCUUUAUACUUUUUCCAUUUAUUUCCUUCAUUUAUUUAUUUUGUAUGUCACAGAUUUUAAAAAGAAAUACACCUUCCGCAGCUCAGUGAUUCUUCGUCGCAUUUGGAGCUUCCUCUUUGAGGAAUAACGUGGUCCCGAUUCUUUGGACACCACCGAAAAUAAUUUAAUCAAGUUAAAGGGCGGGAAAACGCCACCGGCCCCCCCAAAAAACAAGCCCUAACCUAAAGGCAGAGAAGCGAUGACCGCAUUACUGGACCCAACCCGCUCAUCUCCUCGGUCGCCAACGCAACUGCCAAAAAAGAAAUGCGAGAGAUAUUUAAGCUUAAAGCAAAGGCCGAAGUUACACAAGGAGCAAAACAUAUAAACCAUUUCAAAACCAAAUGCAAGGAAAUAUUAGAACAACAUUGGAACAUUUGACAUUGUGUCAACCUAAUGGAAACAAGUUAGAGAGGCAACAAACUUGUGUGGUGUGAAUUGGGCUUCUGGAUAUAUAUAAAUAUAUAUGGAUAUUUAGAUAUUUAACACCUCAAAACUAAAAAAUGCAUAGGCUAACACAAAGAAAACAAUAAUAACCUGCAGAAACGAAACCAAAGCAAGGGGUGUAUGUGUUUAGUGGUGUUUGUCUAAUGGUCAAACAUCCAAGUGUGUGAAUUGAGUGUAUGUGGUGUUGCAAUUUCUCAGGUUUUUAGUGCAUGUCCAGUCUUGACUGAAGAACAGUUCUAAGUCCAAAGCCGACCUGUUUGAUAGCCUGUGCAGUAAUGAAACAUAAAGCAUUGGGGCCAUGACUGUUCACAGAACAGGUCUAGGGGGGGCAGGGUUUGGGGUUGGUGGCGGGGACCAGCAGGAGGUUGGGACCAGCACUGGAUGAAGAGCAGGAGGUUGGGAUCAGCAGGAGAUUGGGAUCAGCACUGGAUGCAGAUUAGGUGAAAGAGCAUGGAGGUAGAAGGCAUCAGCAAGCAGUCACCAGGUCAAGCCAUCCCUGGUAACAGCAGGAAGCACAUUCAGGGUACCAGGGGUUGUGAACCUGAGAGGCAGUCUGAGAAAUGGCUGUUCUGCUUUGAGAUUUGUGGAUGGUCUGGUCAUAAUAAACACUGCUAAACAUUGGAUACGUCUAAGCAUGUAAUACAGAUAGAUGUUCCUACAUGUAAUUGAAUGCCAAAAAGUCACUAACAACCAUAGCAUCAACCCAUUAGCCAAGAAUGUAGGAGAACUCUGUCGGGCUUAUCAAUCAUGAAUCAAAAACAAAUUACAGUGCAAACAACUUCUAACUUUAAAAACUACACAAUUAUAGUAAUAAAACGAACAGAUUUUGACAAAGUUUGCUACGUAAAGUACCUGUUUUGUGUGAUGCCGGCUGGUCAAUUUGUGUGGUUGUAUAUUUCGGAAUGUCAUGGAAACGCUCAUAUGGCGUGAAAUUAGAGGAAGCUCUGCAAAAAGGAUUUGUAACUUGCAAAGCCAAACAUAUAGAUAGACAUCAUUGAGUCCAUCCUC